AUGUCUGCUGUCGAUACUGCUGUGCCGAAUGGCCACUCCGAAGCCAACGGCAAUGGCCCCGAAUUAAGCCAGGCUCAAAAGCUUAUGCAAAAGCAUGACCAAGAACAUCAGCCCACCAUUGAGGAUAUUCCUGAUGAAGAAGACUUGAAACAUGGUGAACAACCUUCCUCUGCUAGUAUCCUCGAGGAUGCCAAUGGGGAUUCCGCUGCUCCGGGAUGGGUUCCCCCUGUAUCUACAAAAGCUGCAGGAAAACAGAAGGAGGAUGUCCGCAAGGAGCCCUCCAUCGAUACACAAUCCCACGAGGAUAUGGGGAGGUGGAAAGCCUCAGCCAAUGCCAAUGGAACUCCAGCAAAUGGUGGAUCCCCAGCUUCUACUCCCAACUCAGGCGCCGCAACCCCAAUGUCUUCUGCCAACCGACCAAAAGUCAAUCAGCCAGGCCAACAGCCCCAUGAGAGAAUCGAAUUAGCCCAAGAUCAAAUUCUCAAGCGGGGAGAGUUGAAGAAGCCUUUGCCCGAAAUUUUGAGAGAGAUCAACAAAAAGUAUAGGUCUAAUAUCACUCAAUCAACUGGUAUGGGAGGGAAGAUGACUUUCACGGCUUACGGCCCUCCCUCAGCUGCUCGUACUGGUAUUAAGGCCUUGAUGGAACAAAUCGGUGCAAAGCAAGAAAUUCGCGUGUCUAUCCCCAGCAAAGCACGAGCCUUCAUCAUUGGAAAACAAGGUUUAAAGAUUAAAGAACUGCAAGAAGCUACCGGUGCUAGAAUUCAAAUUCCAAAGGAUGAUAAGACUAGCGCUGCCGAUGAUGACGAAGAUGCUACAGUAGAUGUUACAGUCGUGGGCAAUGCCGUUGCGGUCGCAGAAGCUAAGAAGGCAAUCGAGAAAAUUGUGGGAGAAAAAGUAGGCACAACCAAGACGAAAUUGCGUGGUAUUCCAUCUGAAUUCUACACCUUCCUUGCUGGUCCUCAUAACACUCAUGCGGAUUCUUUGAGAAACACUCACAACUUGUCCGAGUUGGAAAUCCCGUAUAACUACACCUUGCCAAGCACUGCUCGCGAUCGUGAAGGUCCACUCUUCGUUCCAGCAGCUGCCGAUAACUGCAUCACUCUCAAUGGUGAACGUGCUGCCGUUCUAGCAGCACGCGCUGAAAUCGAACGUCGGGCCAAGCAGUUGCACGAGGAGCUAACCCGUCAAGAAUUGCAAGGAAUAAACAAGGGCCGUCAUCAAUUUAUUCUUGGUGAUCAAGGUAACCCAGGACAGGACUUUUUUGCCAAAACUGGAUGUGCCAUAUUUUUGCCAAGCGAAGCUGAUGAAGAUGAUGCUAUUACGAUUGUUGGCCCUUCAGAGAAGAUCAAAGAUGCUGUGCGGGAAGCUAGAAAGCAAGCAAUGGCUACGCAAACUGUCAACAUUGACAUCCAUAAACAACUCAAGAAGUCAUCGGGGAACACCAGUCAGCACGCGCAGAAUCUCGCACGAUACUUACGCCAGCGAAGCGAGAUUGAAAGACUCGAAAAGCUUCAUAAUGCUCGUAUUUUCACUCCAACACAAGCCGAUGUUACCUCACCAUGGGAGGUCUACUCUCGGGAUCAAGAUAGUUUGUUUGAAGUGCAGGAACAGCUGAUCAGCAUGAUUGAUGCUCACCCUCUCUCUCGCAUGGCAAAUAUUCCUGUGGACUCCUUCUAUCAUAAACAUCUUGGACAAGAUAUUUCUCCAAGAGUCAAGAGAGAUUAUGGCGUGCACAUGGUAUUGCCAGAUGGCCCCAACGGUGAUGUACUUCUUGUUUUUGAAGGACUUGCUGGUAGGGAACCGGAAUACAGCAUACCCCGUAGCCAGCCCUCGAGAAAUGAUAUCGCAGAAUUCCAACGUGGGUUGGAAGAGGCUCGCAAACACAUUCUUGAUGUUAUCGGUUCUCAGGCAGAGAUCAUCAGCGAAUCCAUUGACGUGCCAAGAAUCUACCACGACAAGCUCAGGAAAUUCAUAUUCGCGGAGAAUAAGGCCUUUCAGAUUCCUGCUCGUGUUAGUGCAAAUGGAACUGUCGUUACACUCCAAGGACCUAGACCUACCGUGGUAAAGCUGGCUGUCAAGGUUAAAGAUUUUGUUGCGCAAGCAAUUGAGGAGGAGAAAGAACGUGGUUACACACUUACUUUUGAUUUCCCUCAGAAGCAUGCAAACCAGCUCAUUGGUAAGGGAGGCGCAUUUGUAAACGAGUUGCGUGAAAAGUUCGAUGUCGACAUACAACUCAAGGAUGGCCAAGUUGAAGUCAAGGGCCCCAAGGCUAAAGCGGAUGCUGCCAAAUCGCACAUCUCGUCGCUUGGCAGGCAAUGGGCUGAUGAAACAACUUACACUCUGAAGAUUGAUCCUAAAUAUCACCCUGAGCUCAUCGGUGCUAAGGGUACUCAGAUCAACAGGCUGCAAACUCGUUACAAGGUCCAAAUUCACUUCCCACGCACAGGCCGACCUACGGAUGAUGACCAUACAGGAAGUGAUGCUGGUCAACAGAGUGCUCGACGCCAACAAGCCCCAGAUGAAGUUACCAUUAAGGGACCCAGGAAGGGAGCUGAUGAAGCCAGAGACGAAAUUCUUUCUCUGUUCCAAUAUCUACAAGAUAACUCACACGGUGCUACUGUCAGUGUUCAGCAAAGCCAGAUUCCUUCCCUUAUCGGUCAACGUGGAGCUGGUAUGGAGGAAUUGAGACAGUUGACUGGAGCCAAGAUUGAUGUUCCAAACUCUCGGGACAGUGCCGAUGAAUCAGGACGAGUUGAGAUCCAAAUCAAGGGCACAGCAUCUCAGGUAGCAAAGGCAAAGAAAUUGAUCGAGGAAAAGAAGAGUGUUUUCGAUUCGACAGUAACCGAGUCUUUGAAUGUUGAUAAGAAGCACCAUAGAGCUUUGAUCGGUGCUGGGGGCGCAAACAUUCAUGCCAUCAUUGUCAAUGCUGGAGGAUCUGGUGACCGUCGAGAACUCGCUCGUGUUGUACAAUUCCCCAAGGCCGAUUCUGACGGUAAUGCUAUCAAGAUUGAAGGUAAUCGACAACUUGUUGAUAACAUUGUCGCUGCCAUUCAAAAGAUCGUUGAGGAACGAGAGAGCCAAAUCACGGAAACUGUGGAUGUUCCAACCGAUAAGCACCGUCCUUUGAUUGGUGCUGGCGGUGAGACUAAGAAGGGUAUGGAGAAGAAAUUCAAAGUUUCAAUUGAUAUCCCUAGACAGGGUAGUGGUCAAACUGGUAUCACUAUCACUGGUCUUCCAGCUGAUGUUGAGAAGGCAAAGGCUCACAUUCUUGAAGUCGUUAAAGGUCAGGAAGGUGAAACUGUCCAGGUUCCCCGUAAGCUUCACAACGAUAUUUCGAACAAUGGUCAAUUUUUCAGAAAAUUACGAAAUGAUCUUCAAGUCACAGUCGAUCAUGCAGGAGCUAAAAUGCCAGCAAGAGCGGCACCACCUUCUAGUGCCGGUGCAAAGGAUGCUUUGAUCACCGAUGAAAAGGAUACAUCCGAUGACGUUGAAGAAUGGUUUGUCUUCAACAAGUCUGAUUCUGGAGAGACUGGUGAUAUUCCAUGGGUUUUACGUGGCCCCACCGAAAACAUUGCGCAAGCCAAGUCUCUCUUGGCACAAGCCAUUGAACAAGCAUCAAAGAACAACUUUGUUGGACACCUUACCCUCGUUGAUCCUAGCCUGUAUGGAUCAAUUGUUGGCAAAAAUGGUAGCAAGGUCAACAGCAUUCGAAAGGCUACGGGCUGUAACAUUACUGUUCCUCGCGGGCAGGGAACUGAUCCAAUUGAGGUUGUGGGUAGUGAGGAGGGUAUUGAAAAGGCAAAGGAAUUGAUACUUCAAGCUGUUGCCGAGGGAAAGAACAAACCUGCUCGUGGAGGUGAUAGAUAUUAA
This is a messenger RNA of Sclerotinia sclerotiorum 1980 UF-70, 3870 nucleotides long. RefSeq lists its product as hypothetical. The transcript is spliced from 4 exons. Gene Ontology annotation, cellular component: cytoplasm; nucleus. The coding region runs from base 1 to 3870 and encodes 1289 amino acids. Lineage: Eukaryota; Fungi; Ascomycota; Leotiomycetes; Helotiales; Sclerotiniaceae. The record is from RefSeq and is a predicted model, not a curated record. Gene Ontology annotation, biological process: nuclear division. Gene Ontology annotation, molecular function: mRNA binding.